AUGCGAUGCUCCGACAUUCCCACAGGCACCCGCGUCCUCUUCGAGAAGCCGUUGCUCAUGAUACCCAACAACAUGCCCGAUGCAGAACUGGAGAAGCGACUCGCACGGGACUUGCAGGCACUGGAUAAGGAGCAGCAACGACAAUACCUCUCACUCCAUAAAAACUAUGGUAGCAAACGUAUCUUCUGUGGAAUCUUCAAGACCAAUCCAAUGUCAAGUGGCAGCGAUUCGGCCGCCAUUGCGAUUUUCCCCACUAUUAGCCCGAUCAACCACAGCUGUCUUCCAAACAGCCAUUACACCUGGAAUGACCUCUUUGGAAAUGGAAACCGUUCACGUCACUCGCACUAUCAACGCUGGGAAGCAGAUAACCAUCUGCUGUACCGACCCUUGAAGCACUCGCACGCGGAUACCCGCUGUUACGCGGUACAGCUCAACAACUGGCAAUGCGAUGAAGCACGAACGAGUGUGUUCGCUGAGAGUGCCUACGAUGCUUUACUUAUUUGUGUAAGCGAAGACAGUGAAGACGCCUACGAGAUGAAGCGCAUGAUGGACGACACAGCCUCGCUCACAGAUUUCGGCUUCAUCUCGAACCAGUGGAAGUCUACCAAGGACAUUUUCCCAACAGGUCUGAACAAGAAAGAAUUCGAGAAGUGGUUUUGGAGACUUGAAGUAGAAGCGUUGUUACCCGGUGUCGAUGUCGAAGACUUGUUGUCGUCUUCCAACGUGGCUGGUACUGCACGAUCAGUCAUACAGUCCCAAACGCCUGAGGUAGCUCCAAGCCCACAAGGCAGUACUAACUCAAGUACACAUGAGCCUGCACUUCCUGAGGCUGUACCAAACAAUGUUGAUGGCUUCAACUGGCAAGAAGAAGAUGUCAACGUGGAUGGUUUGACAGACGGCAUGGCCGCCCUUUCGGUCGAGCCUACUGGCGUAGGUUAUCUUGCGCUCGGUGCGUGGACAUUGAAUAAUGAUCAAAUUGGCCUGGAAGACUAUCUGUACCGUCGAGCCUUGACAUUGGGUCAGGAAGAAUCGGUGUUUGAAGCCGCCAGCCUGACGUCUGUACAAGCACUCAUACUGCUGAGCAACCUUAGUCAGAAACGGAAUAGUCCAAACACGGGAUGGAACUUACUAGGCCUUGCUGUGCGUACAGCGCUGAGUCUAGCACUCCAUAGAGAACUUCCUCACUGGAACAUUACUUUGAUCGAGCGCGAGACGAGACGUAGAGUAUGGUGGGGCCUAUACAUCUUCGACAGUGGAGCUUCGACAACUUUUGGUCGUGCCAUCAUGCUACCGGAUCAAGAGACAAUGGAUGUUCAUUCGGUACUAAAUAUCAGCGAUGAGUCGCUUACGCCACAAACCAUAACGCUCCCUACAGAGGUUGACGAGCCUACCAUCUACUCUUCGUUAAGAGCGCAGAGUAGUUUUCACUUGCAGACAAAUCACAUCUCAAAUAAACUACUAGCCGAGCCCGGGCUCUCCGCUGAGGCCGCACUCGCUUUGAACACCUCUAUGGAUGCGUGGACACACACAGUUCCUCCAUACUUCCAGCUUUCACAGCCACCUAGCUCGCCAGCCCAAUGGUAUGUGUUCGCGCGGUCUCGGCUGUGGUGGAGAUUUUGGAACCUCAAGAUCAUUAUAUUCCGACAAAUUCUGCUGCGCCGAGCGAUCUCCGAGCGAGGUCAGAUACCAGAUCAAGCCACGCAGUCCACCCAAGAAGACUGCAAGCGAAUAUGUCUUGAAGCUGCGCAUUCAACAGUCGUCUCGAUACAUGAAUAUGCAAUGCAGGAAUUGAAUAGACUUGAGGGCUGGUACGCGACGUAUUUUCUCUUCCAUGCGGCACUAGUAAUAACCCUAUGUAUUAUCAGCUUUCCACGCGCUGAGGAAACUGCAUCCUGGCACGAUGACGUUCGCUUGGCCAGAACCACUUUUCGCGAACGGCUUGUUGGAGAUUCACUAUCAGCCCGUUGCGUAGCUAUUCUCGACCAAGUCGUGUCCGAUGGCGAUUUGAACUCAGGUACGCUGCAGGAUCUGGAGUUGGACAAGGACGCUUUGAGCACGUUCCCAUGGUCCAUUGAGUCCAACGAGUUAUUCAACUCUUUUGAUUGGGAUUUUACGACAUCCGGAUUUUGA
This is a messenger RNA of Alternaria atra, 2130 nucleotides long. RefSeq lists its product as uncharacterized. Gene Ontology annotation, cellular component: nucleus. Lineage: Eukaryota; Fungi; Ascomycota; Dothideomycetes; Pleosporales; Pleosporaceae. The coding region runs from base 1 to 2130 and encodes 709 amino acids. The transcript is spliced from 6 exons. Gene Ontology annotation, biological process: positive regulation of transcription from RNA polymerase II promoter by galactose; DNA-templated transcription. The record is from RefSeq and is a predicted model, not a curated record. Gene Ontology annotation, molecular function: DNA-binding transcription factor activity, RNA polymerase II-specific; zinc ion binding; RNA polymerase II cis-regulatory region sequence-specific DNA binding.